Molecule: messenger RNA, 1550 nt
Organism: Cajanus cajan (pigeon pea)
Lineage: Eukaryota; Viridiplantae; Streptophyta; Magnoliopsida; Fabales; Fabaceae
Gene: PEL1
Product: Eukaryotic release factor 1 (eRF1) family protein
Biological process (GO): nuclear-transcribed mRNA catabolic process, no-go decay; ribosome disassembly; RNA surveillance
Cellular component (GO): cytoplasm
Source: RefSeq, a predicted model, not a curated record
GUGACGUGCGGGUGCUUUCUGUGUGACCAUAGUUUCAACUUUCAAGAGUUUGAAUAAGAGAAAGAGAGAGAAGCGAAAACAAGUGAAGCUAAUAGACAUGAGGAUCGUUCGUAGAGACCUCGUGCCCAAUGGACCUGGAAGCGUUAAGAUGGUGGCAGUGGAUUCCGAUGACCUGUGGUUUGCGUAUAACUUGAUAGCUCCCGGAGACUCCGUCAUGGCCGUUACCAUUAGGAAGGUUCUUCGAGAAGCUGCUAAUGGCGGACGAGAUGCAGCACGCGUCAAGCUCAAAUUGGAGAUUAAAGUCGAAGAGGUUGCGGAUUAUGACAAGGAAGGUUCUGUUUUGCGUAUUCGUGGAAAGAAUAUUUUAGAGAAUGAACAUGUCAAGAUAGGAGCAUUCCAUACUUUAGAACUGGAACUGCAGCGACCGUUUGUGCUCAGGAAGGAUGUUUGGGAUUCAUUGGCUUUGGAGGUACUACAGCAGGCCUCUGAUCCUGGUGCAAGUGCUGAUCUAGCUGUGGUGUUGAUGCAAGAAGGAUUAGCUCAUAUCCUCCUUGUUGGUAGAAGUAUGACUGUUACUCGUUCGCGGAUUGAAACAUCAAUUCCACGCAAGCAUGGGCCUGCAAUUGCUGGUUAUGAGAAAGCUUUGGAUAAGUUCUUUGAGAAUGUUUUGCAGGCUUUCUUGAAACAUAUAGACUUCAACGUGGUUCGAUGUGCAGUAAUUGCAAGCCCAGGAUUUACAAAGGAUCAGUUUCAUCGUCACUUAUUUUUGGAGGCAGAACGAAGACAGUUGCGACCUAUUAUUGAAAACAAAUCACGCAUCAUUCUUGUGCAUACAAGUUCAGGAUACAAACAUAGUUUAAGGGAGGUUCUGGAUGCUCCAAAUGUCAUGAGUUUGAUAAAAGAUACCAAAGCAGCGCAAGAGGUUCGAGUUAUGAAGGACUUCUACAACAUGCUUUCAAAUGAUCCGUCACGUGCUUGUUAUGGAAUGAAGCAUGUUGAGGUUGCCAAUGAACGGCUAGCUGUACAAACGCUUCUCAUUACGGAUGAUCUUUUCAGGAAUACAGACAUAGCAGCAAGAAAAAAGUUUGUUAAUUUGGUCAACUCUGUUAAGGAUUCAGGAGGCUCUGUUCAUGUAUUUUCGUCCUUGCAUGUCUCUGGCGAACAACUAGCCCAGAUAAGUGGCGUUGCUGCAAUUCUUCGGUUUCCUCUCCCUGAUCUUGAAGACAUUGAGAUGUGAUGGAUAAUGUUGGUCAAGCAUGUUAUCGUUUGCCAUGUGUUUUAUACUAUUCUUAAAUACUUGGCUCAUGUUGCAAUUGCAACAGUCCCUCGGCACUCCUAGCGGUGGGUUGCAAAAUACGUUGAACGAGGGACUUGUAUUACAAACCACAAAAUGCUAAUUAAUAGUUGCAAGUCAUUUACCACCCGCUGUUCUAUAUAUUUUUGGGGUGAAUUCCUGUGCUGCUUGAUAUUUAUGUAUAUGAUUCUGUUGAGUAAUUAUGUUAGAAACAGUCCUCUGCCACGAUUUGGGGGAGUUGUCUCGUUUUUCUUGA